Molecule: messenger RNA, 5648 nt
Organism: Centropristis striata (black sea bass)
Lineage: Eukaryota; Metazoa; Chordata; Actinopteri; Perciformes; Serranidae
Product: copine-8
Exons: 20
Coding region: 71-1768 (565 amino acids)
Biological process (GO): cellular response to calcium ion
Cellular component (GO): plasma membrane
Molecular function (GO): calcium-dependent phospholipid binding
Source: RefSeq, a predicted model, not a curated record
GCUCACAAAAGGGGCUGGACCACACGGGGAAAAAAGGAGGAAAAGGGAAGGAAAAACAUUUUUUGACAGGAUGAACAACAGUUUUCUCAACAUGGCGUCGACGAUAGGCGACUUCGACCCGCUCAACGCGUCGAUUCCUGCCACUAAAGUUGAAAUCACAGUGUCCUGCAGAAACCUGCUGGACAGGGACACCUUCUCAAAGUCAGACCCAAUUUGUGUCCUCUACACACAAGGCAUGGGCAACAAGGAGUGGAGAGAGUUUGGGAGAACAGAGGUGAUAGACAACACGCUAAAUCCAGACUUUGUGCGGAAAUUCAUUUUGGACUAUUUCUUUGAAGAGCGACAGAACCUCCGAUUUGACCUGUAUGAUGUUGACUCUAAGAGCGCCAACCUGUCAAAACACGAUUUUCUGGGCCAGGCCCACUGCACUCUCGGAGAGGUGGUUGGAUCAUUGGGCAGCCGCUUGGAAAAAGCUCUUGGAGGCAUUCAAGGGAAGAAAUGCGGGACCAUUAUUGUGAAAGCAGAGGAGCUGAACAACUGCAGGGAAUCAGUGAUGAUGCAGUUCUGCGGCAACAAGCUGGACAAAAAGGAUUUCUUCGGCAAGUCGGACCCCUUCCUGGUCUUCUACAGGAGCAACGAGGACGGCACGUUUACCAUCUGCCACAAGACUGAGGUGAUAAAGAACACAUUGAACCCCGUGUGGCAGGCCUUUAAGAUCCCUGUUCGGGCUCUUUGCAAUGGUGAUUACGACAGAACAAUCAAGGUCGAGGUGUACGACUGGGACAGAGAUGGCAGUCACGACUUCAUUGGAGAGUUCAGCACCAGCUACAGAGAACUAUCCAGAGGGCAGAGCCAGUUCAACGUCUAUGAGGUGAUAAAUCCAAAGAAGAAGGGGAGGAAGAAAAAAUACCUCAACUCUGGAACGGUAACGCUGCUGUCAUUCCUGGUGGACAUCGAAGUCACCUUCCUGGACUACAUCAAAGGAGGGACCCAGAUUAACUUCACCGUGGCCAUUGAUUUCACAGCUUCCAAUGGUAACCCAGCCCAGCCCACCUCCCUCCACUACAUGAGUCCCUACCAGCUCAAUGCCUACGCGAUGGCCCUGAAGGCAGUCGGGGAAAUCAUCCAGGACUAUGACAGCGAUAAGAUGUUUCCUGCGCUGGGGUUCGGAGCCAAGCUGCCACCCGACGGACGGGUCUCCCACGAGUUUGCCUUGAACGGGAACCCUCAGAACCCGUACUGUGCAGGUAUUGACGGUGUGAUGGAAGCCUACUACCAGAGUCUGAAGUCAGUUCAGCUCUACGGACCCACCAACUUCUCCCCUGUCAUCAACCACGUGGCCAGGUAUGCGGCUUCAGUGAAGGACGGCUCGCAGUACUUUGUGCUCCUCAUCAUCACAGAUGGCGUCAUCUCAGACAUGGCACAGACCAAGGAGUCUAUUGUCAACGCCUCCUGUCUGCCGAUGUCGAUCAUCAUCGUAGGGGUGGGGCCCGCAGAAUUUGAUGCUAUGGUUGAGUUGGACGGUGAUGAAAUCAGAAUCUCAUCCAGAGGAAGAUAUGCUGAGAGGGACAUUGUUCAGUUUGUCCCGUUCAGGGACUACAUCGACCGGACAGGGAACCACAUCCUGAGCAUGGCCCGGCUCGCCAAAGACGUCUUGGCCGAGAUCCCAGACCAGUUCCUGUCCUACAUGAGGACCCGCGGGAUCAAGCCGUCGCCAACGCCGCCUCCCUACACACCACCAGGGCAACCCAUCCAAACCCAGAUCUGAGGAACCAGGAGGAGAAAGCUUUUGGAGUCAGGGGUUAGCUGAACUUUACGCGCGAAAUACUUCCAUUUCCCUAAAGCCGCUCUCCAUGCCUUGUCGUCGUGGAUCACGGUGGUCUUUCUCGUGUUCAGGAUGCUGCAUGUCGGGCCAGGAGAGUGUCGCUUAUAGAGGACAGGAAAAGCCAAUGAGAGUCUGUUUACUUCCACUGUCAAGCAUUCCUGUGACUGUCUGGAUUUUUUUGUUUUUCGGCCUGAGAAACCUGGAAAGGCUUCGGAGAGAGUUGAAAACAAAGUCGGAAUUCAAGCUGGGAGGAAAAGAAGGAAAUGAAGAACAGGUUUAGAAACAUCGUAAAGAGAAUGUCUCCAGAUAAAACAAAGGAAUCACUUGAUCUUUAAUGAACUUUCAUGUAAAUAACUGGACAUGUGUCACUUCUUUCUCUAUCUCUCUCUCUCUCUCUCUCUCUCUCUCUCUCUCUCUCUCUCUCUCUCUCUCUCUCUCUCUCUCCAACUCACUCAUUGUUUACAGUAAACACAACUUUUUACUGUUGAUACUUUUAUAUUCACAUUUCAGUAUGAAGCUGGUAAUAUUCUCUCUCUUUCUCUUUUUCUCUCUCUCUCUCUCUCUCUCUUUCUCCUGGCAUGUGUGUCAGGUAGCAGCAGUGCAGGUCCUGGUAGCCCUUCUGUACCGUACUGUACCGUGCUGUACCGUACUGUACUGUAUUCUGGUGUUUGUAUUAACCUUUUGCAUGAGUGUAGCCUCAGUCAAGUGCAUGCAUAUAGUGGCCCUGCACUACCUCUUCUAUCCAUCUGUCUGUCUGUCCAUCCGUCUGUCUGUCUGUGGGGGGUGAGUGUCUGUCUGCCUAUAUCUCCAUUUGUUACGACACCCUCUCUGUCUGUCUGUCUGUCUGUCUGUCUGUCUGUCUGUCUCUCUGUCUGUCUGUCUGUCUGUCUGCACUGCUCUCAGGCCUGAGGAGUCUAUAUCUGUCUCCCUGUUGCAGCUUUUCUUCCUUUCUCUCUAUCUCUCUCUCUUUCUUUUAUGCCUCUGGCACUUGAACUCGCUGUGCUUUCCAUUUUUAAAGUUAUAAUAGACGAGCUAAAGAGAAAAUAAUUGUUACGCUAACUGUAAGAGGGAAAGGUUUUAACGCGGAAUAUGAAGAAUAGCAUGACAUACCCAAAUUAUUAUUAGAGCAAUUUGAAAUGUAAAAAAUCUGUUCCACCCUUCCUCCCAGAUAUGUUGUUCCUCUGUAUUAAGUGUCAAACAUAUUCAAAAAGCCAGUAAGUGCAUUAUCAUCAUUAUUUCCAGUGCGUUUAGUGCUUUUUAGUAAUGCUAGCAACAUGGUUCUGAAUUGGUCCAGACUGGAAGACUUUUUGGAUAGAUUGCCAUUAAAUUUGCUACACACAUUCAUGUUCCCUCAGAGUGGAUUGUGAUAAUUAGUAACUGCUAGUGUGCUAAUACACUAACACACAUUAACUAUAAAGCUUGUUAAGUGUCACUGUUAGCACGUUAGCAUGCCAAGGUUAUCAUGCAGCGUAACAGAGCCACUAGCAUGGCUGUAGACUCAUAGGGCCUUUACACAGAGAAGGCAUGACAACACAAACAAGAUGCAAAACACUAGUCUGCAAAUAUUGCGCAUCAAUGAUUCAAAUUUGUGACACUUAUUAGUUAUCAGUAAUCACAUCAUUAGUUAUCAAAACAUUUUCAGUUGCCUGAACUUAAAAAAAUGAGUGAACUAGUUGCACAAAUUAUUUUGAGUUUUACCUACUACUCUUCGUCUGGUGGUGUCAACAUAAAAAAAUCUGUUUAGUGUACUAAUACAUUUGUCCCUUCAAUCAAUAAGAAGUUUUCUCAACAAAUUCUGUCAAGUUUUAACAACUAAAAUUAAGUUUGUCCCAGCAAAAAUUAGCAACAUUGCACGUAAAAAAUAUUCAGUUGCCUCAACUUAAAAAAAUAUAUUUUGAGUUUUGAGAACUUCUGUCAAGUUCUGACAAAUCAAAAUAAUGUCUAGGGCUUUUAUUGUGAAAGAUAAGAGCGUGAGGAGUCAAUUUAGUAUGCGCUGCCUUUGUCAAGCUAGAAAGAAGUAAAAAAAGUUUGCUGUCUUGGUUUGGAGCCUCAUAAGUGUACAUGCAACUCAUAGAGCUCAGCUACACUAUUAGUGUACGUUUUGAAUAAGGCCACACAAUCUGAUUGGUUGAUGACUUCAUUUGUGGUGCAAAACAAAAUUGACAUGCAAAGUAAUUGUACAAAAAAAACGUCACUAGCGUGUAAAGGCCUUAAGCCUUGUGUUUUGGCCCAGAACAAAUGUUUUACAUUUCAAAUCCCAAUUUGUUGUUACAGCAUUUCAUAUUUAUGCAUUUAUUUAUUUGACUUGUGAAUGGAAACAUAGCUUCUCUCUCUCUCUCUCUCUCUCUCUCUCUCUCUCUCUCUCUCUCUCUCUCUCUCUCUCUCUCUCUCUCUCUCUCUCUCUCUCUCUCCUCCUCCUCCUCCUCCAAACUGCCUUGGCAAUAUGAUGCCCACGUGCCCAGGGGUUUCGUCUCAUCGUGUCGUCUAACACCACGUCCCCGCCCCAUGUUUAAAACGACAGCAGCUGCUCUCAAACUAAAUACUGUUUGAGCAUAAAGAGCCCAGUGGUCAAAAAUGCAGAGAAAAACACACUUUCCCUAUGUUGGCUUUUUGUUCCAUUAGAUUUUUUUCAGUGUGUACUUUUUAUUGCACCUUUAGCUUUGAUAUAGCUUUUAUAUGUUUGUUUUUAUGAUGUGUAUUUUUAUGUGCCAAUCACGUGUAAAAGGACGAUCUGCGUGAUUCCUGUCAGUCGCAGACAAAAAGUUUCCAAUUUUACAUUGUUUCUGAAUGACGUCUAAUGAAGAAUGAGUUGUGUUUCUGUUCUGAAUGUGGAGCGAGCGUUCAGUGUCAUAAUGUGUUUCACUGAUGAGUGUUCAUGUGAAAAAAGUUACACGACUCUCCUUCAGAGAGUUGUGUAACAUAAUGUGGAAAUGCAGGAAAAUUUUAAGAUUAUGAGUGAAUUGUAUUGCAGCACCAACAAUGUGAAAGGAUUUCUAACUCCCUAAAAUAGUCUUAAAUUCUGGUAAAAAUAUUAUUAUUAUUAUUCAUUAUUAUUAUUUUGUAUGACUACCACCCCAUCCACUGACUUACACUGUUGUCUUAUAACUAGAAGCCUUCUUAAAAAUGCAUUGUUAUGUAUUAUCAACCCAACACCACUUACACACACCAUUUACACUAGGUUUUCCAUAUUGUGUGAUUUAGGUGUUACUGACAAGAUUUUCAAGAUUUUAUUCCAUACAAUAGUCAGAUGAUUACUGCAACAAUGCAUUAGUACAAUUGUAGUAAAAGAGAAAAUCAGAGCUGGGGGAAAGGGGUAAUAUUCAUAGAAAAAAAUGGAUUUCCAGCAUCAAUGUGGUGAAGAUAUGAGAUAAAACUCACCAAUCCUUGGAUCUUUCCAUUACGAUGAAGCUGUAUGAAAUCUUUCACCUCAUCCAAAUCAGUAUGGCACAGCAGACUCUGGAUGCUGAUUUUCGGGAGUGAAGUGAAGCAAUUUGGUUCAUUGGCCAAAAACUAUUAAAAACAAAAACAUUUUUGCUGUAAAUCUCUGACUUUAUAAUCAGAGAUUAGUCAAAUUGUUUCUUGUACAUUUGUGAGUUUUUCCUUGUAGACUAAUUACUUUUUAAUGUCCAAGAACAUUGAAGUUUUUUCUUGGAAAUUUGUGACUUAAAUCAGAUAAUUUCUGAGUUUUUUCCUGCAAAUUUGGGACUUUGUAACGUCAGACAAUAUUCAAGUUUUUUUUCUUGACAAUUUGUGACUCUAUCUUACCUUUAUGACUUCAGUCUUGGAAUAUUUCCCCACUUCCCUGGCUCACUUUUUUGUUUUU